Molecule: messenger RNA, 1380 nt
Organism: Nerophis lumbriciformis (worm pipefish)
Lineage: Eukaryota; Metazoa; Chordata; Actinopteri; Syngnathiformes; Syngnathidae
Gene: fam43a
Product: family with sequence similarity 43 member A
Source: RefSeq, a predicted model, not a curated record
AGUGGGGACACGUUGAUGUGGAGCGGAGUUUUGAAAACAAACGAAAUAUAAAAUCCUCGUCUUUAUUCCACUUAAAUCAGAAGACGGCAGCAAGAUGAAAGAAGUCUUCGUGCUUUCACAUCACAAAGAGGGGAGGACAAAAUGCUUCCGUGGAAGAAGAGCAAGUUGGAUCUGAUCGAGGAAGACAAGCCGUCCAAGCAGAAGGGCUAUGCGGUGAGUCUCAACUACGCGGCGCUCGCCUCCUUCGCCAAGUCCUGCCCGGAGAGCGCGCUCUACCGGGUGGGCAACAUGUUCAAGUCCAGGAGGAGGAAGGUGAAGAUCACCGGCGACGACCCCACCUACACGGUGCUCUACCUGGGCAACGCCACCACCAUCCAGUCCAAAGGGGACGGCUGCACGGACGCGGCGGUGGGCAAGAUCUGGGCCAAGAGCGACGCGGGCAAGAGCGGCACCAAGAUGCGCCUGACCGUCAGCUCGCAGGGCGUCCGCAUGGUGCACGUGGACGACAAGGCCGGGAGGCCGGGGCACCUGUACCUGCUGCACCGGAUCACGUACUGCGUGGCCGACCCCCGGCUGCCCAAGGUCUUCGCCUGGAUCUACCGCCACGAGAUGAAGCACAAGGCGGUGAUGCUGCGCUGCCACGCCGUGCUGGUCUCCCGGCCCGAGAAGGCCAAGGCCAUGGCGCUGCUGCUCUACCAGACGUCCGCCACCGCCCUGGCCGAGUUCAAGCGCCUCAAGCGGCGCGACGACGCCCGCCACCAGCAGCAGCAGCUCAUCGGCGAGCGCAGCGUCCCCCUGGUGCCCCUCAGGAAGCUGCUCAACACCCAGUGCUGCUACAAGCCCCCCGUGGAGCGCAGCCGCAGCGCCCCCAAGCUGGGCUCCAUCACCGAGGACCCGCUGGGCGAGGAGGAGGAGGACAAGGCGGCGCACUUUGAGUGCGAGGACGUCCUGGACACGCGGGACGGCGGCCUGGUCGCCCGCGACGACCAGCAGGAGCUGACUCAGAUCAUCAACCAUUUGGGCGAGAUGAGCAUCGGCAACGACGUGCGGACUCUGAAGGCCGACCUCAAAGUCACCCGCCUGCUCUCGGGAGAAAGCACCGGCAGCGAGUCGUCCGGAGACAGCGACCGGAGACUCUCCAACGGCCUGGAGCGCAUCAGCGUGCAGUCGCCCGCAUGAACAGGUGGCACUACCUCAACUUUCAUGUAGAGGUGGCACUACCUCAACUUUCAUGCAUAGGUGGCACUACAUCAACUUUCAUGUAAAGGUGGCACUAUGUCAACUUUCAUGUAGAGGUGGCACUACAUCAACUUUCAUGUAAAGGUGGCACUACGUCAACUUUCAUGUAGAGGUGGGACUACGUCAACUUUCGUGCAUAGG